Messenger RNA from Plasmodium gaboni, 3714 nucleotides. RefSeq names its product calcium-transporting ATPase. Gene Ontology annotation, cellular component: membrane. The record is from RefSeq and is a predicted model, not a curated record. The transcript is spliced from 3 exons. Gene Ontology annotation, biological process: intracellular calcium ion homeostasis; calcium ion transmembrane transport. NCBI's taxonomy places the organism in Eukaryota, Apicomplexa, Aconoidasida, Haemosporida, Plasmodiidae. The coding region runs from base 1 to 3714 and encodes 1237 amino acids. Gene Ontology annotation, molecular function: ATP binding; ATP hydrolysis activity; P-type calcium transporter activity.
AUGGAAGAGAUUCUUAAGAAUGCUCAUACUUACGAUGUUGAGGAUGUACUAAAAUUUUUGGAUGUUCAGAAAGAUAAGGGUUUAAAAAAUGAUGAGUUGAAUGAUAGAAGAUUAAAAUAUGGUUUGAAUGAAUUAGAAGUAGAAAAGAAGAAAAGUAUUUUUGAAUUAAUAUUAAAUCAGUUUGAUGAUUUAUUAGUAAAGAUAUUAUUAUUAGCUGCAUUUAUUAGUUUCGUUUUAACAUUAUUAGAUAUGAAACACAAGAAAAUAGAAAUAUGUGAUUUCAUUGAACCAUUAGUUAUAGUAUUAAUAUUAAUAUUAAAUGCUGCAGUAGGUGUAUGGCAAGAAUGUAAUGCUGAAAAAUCUUUAGAAGCUUUAAAAGAAUUACAACCAACUAGAGCUAAAGUAUUAAGAGAUGGAAAAUGGGAGAUUAUUGAUAGUAAAUAUUUAUAUGUUGGUGAUAUUAUUGAAUUAAGUGUUGGUAAUAAAACUCCUGCUGAUGCUAGAAUAAUAAAAAUAUAUUCUACAAGUUUAAAAGUUGAACAAAGUAUGUUAACAGGAGAAUCUUGUUCUGUUGAUAAAUAUUCAGAAAAAAUGGAAGAUAGUUAUAAAAAUUGUGAAAUACAAUUGAAAAAAAAUAUUUUAUUUUCAUCUACAGCUAUAGUAUGUGGUAGAUGUAUAGCUGUUGUUAUUAAUAUAGGUAUGAAAACAGAAAUAGGUCAUAUUCAACAUGCUGUUAUUGAAUCUAAUAGUGAAGAUACUCAAACACCUUUACAAAUAAAAAUAGAUUUAUUUGGUGAACAAUUAUCAAAAAUUAUUUUUAUAAUAUGUGUAACUGUAUGGAUUAUUAAUUUUAAACAUUUCUCAGAUCCAGUUCAUGGUUCCUUUUUAUAUGGUUGUUUAUAUUAUUUUAAAAUCAGUGUUGCUUUAGCUGUUGCUGCAAUACCUGAAGGAUUACCAGCAGUUAUAACAACUUGUUUGGCCUUAGGAACUAGAAGAAUGGUAAAAAAAAAUGCUAUUGUAAGAAAAUUACAAAGUGUUGAGACCUUAGGAUGUACUACAGUUAUAUGUUCUGAUAAAACGGGUACACUAACAACAAAUCAAAUGACAACCACCGUGUUUCAUUUAUUUAGAGAAUCUGAUUCUUUAACUGAAUAUCAACUAUGUCAAAAGGGUGAUACCUAUUACUUUUAUGAAUGCUCAAACUUGACAAAUGAUAUAUAUGCAGGUGAAUCUUCUUUUUUUAAUAAAUUAAAAGAAGAAGGAAAUACUGAAGCUUUAACAGAUGAUGGAGAAGGAGGGCUACUUGAUGAUAAUGAUCCAUAUAAUGAUUACUAUUCUAGUGAUAGUAAGAAAAUGAAACAUGAUUUAAAUAAUACAAAUAAUACUAGUAGAGGUGUUAAUAAUAUGAACAUACCUUUAAAAGAAAUGAAAACAAAUGAAAAUACAAUUAUAAGUAGAGGUAGUAAAAUAUUAGAAGAUAAAAUUAAUAAAUAUUGUUAUUCAGAAUAUGAUUAUAAUUUUUAUAUGUGUUUAGUAAAUUGUAAUGAGGCAAAUAUUUUCUGUAAUAAUAAUAGUGAGGUGGUAAAAAAAUUUGGAGAUAGUACUGAAUUAGCUCUAUUACAUUUUGUUCAUAAUUUUGAUAUAUUACCUACAUGUUCUAAAAAUAAUAAAAUGGUAGCAGAAUAUGAAAAAACAUCAACAGCAACAACAACACAAUCAUCAAAUAAGAAGGAAAGAACAGUUAGAGGUAUCAACAAAUUCUUUAGUUCAAAAAAUGAUAACAGUCAUGUUAAUAAUACAUUGAAUGAAAAUGAUAAGAAUAGUUCAAAUUAUAAUAAUGGAAAUAUUAUAAACAAUUCAAAUUAUAGUAUUGCACAUGGUGCGACAAAUGGAUAUGAAGCUAUAGGAGAUAAUACAUUUGAGCAUGGUUCAACAUUUGAAAAUUGUUUUCAAUCAAAAGGUGCUAAUAAUAAAUUAAAAGAUACUACAUCACCACAUAAUAAUAAUAAAAACAAUAAUAACAAUAAUAACAAUAAUAACAAUAAUGAUGAUAGUGUUCCUAGUGAAUGUAUUUCGUCGUGGAGAAAUGAAUGUAAACAAAUAAAAAUUAUAGAAUUUACUAGAGAAAGAAAACUUAUGAGUGUUAUUGUUGAAAAUAAAAAAAAAGAACUAAUAUUAUAUUGUAAAGGUGCACCUGAAAAUAUAAUAAAGAAUUGUAAAUAUUAUUUAAUGAAAAAUGAUAUACGUCCAUUAAAUGAAACUUUAAAAAAUGAAAUUAAUAAUAAGAUUCAAAAUAUGGGUAAAAGAGCAUUAAGAACACUUAGCUUUGCAUAUAAAAAAUUAAGUAGUAAAGAUUUAAAUAUUAAAAAUACAGAUGAUUAUUAUAAGUUAGAACAUGAUUUAAUUUAUUUAGGUGGAUUAGGUAUUAUUGAUCCACCACGUAAAUAUGUAGGAAAAGCAAUCAAAUUAUGUCAUAUGGCUGGUAUACGUGUUUUUAUGAUUACUGGUGAUAAUAUUAAUACAGCUAGAGCUAUAGCUAAAGAAAUUAAUAUAUUAAAGAAAAAUGAAGGAGAUGAUGAUGGAAAUAAUAAAAAUACACAAAUAUGUUGUUAUAAUGGAAGAGAAUUUGAAGAUUUCUCAUUAGAAAAACAAAAACAUAUUUUAAAAAAUACACCAAGAAUUGUCUUUUGUAGAACUGAACCCAAACAUAAAAAACAAAUAGUAAAAGUAUUAAAAGAUUUAGGAGAAACAGUUGCUAUGACAGGUGAUGGUGUUAAUGAUGCACCAGCAUUGAAAUCAGCAGACAUAGGAAUAGCUAUGGGUAUUAAUGGAACAGAGGUAGCUAAAGAAGCAUCAGAUAUUGUCUUAGCAGAUGAUAAUUUUAAUACUAUAGUUGAAGCAAUUAAAGAAGGAAGAUGUAUAUAUAAUAAUAUGAAAGCAUUCAUACGUUAUUUAAUUAGUAGUAAUAUUGGAGAAGUUGCAUCUAUUUUUAUAACAGCCUUAUUGGGUAUUCCAGACAGUUUAGCUCCUGUUCAAUUAUUGUGGGUCAAUUUGGUAACUGACGGAUUACCAGCAACAGCAUUAGGUUUCAAUCCACCAGAACAUGACGUUAUGAAGUGCAGGCCAAGACACAAAAACGACAAUUUAAUAAACGGUCUAACCUUAUUAAGAUAUAUAAUUAUUGGAACAUAUGUAGGAAUAGCUACAGUUUCAAUAUUUGUCUACUGGUUUUUAUUUUAUCCAGAUUCAGAUAUGCACACUUUGAUAAAUUUUUAUCAGUUAUCACAUUAUAAUCAAUGUAAGGCAUGGACUAACUUUCGUGUAAAUAAGGUUUAUGAUAUGUCUGAGGACCAUUGUUCAUAUUUUUCAGCAGGAAAAAUUAAGGCGAGCACGUUAUCUUUAUCCGUUUUAGUUUUAAUAGAAAUGUUUAAUGCUUUGAAUGCCUUGAGUGAAUAUAAUUCUUUAUUUGAAAUACCACCAUGGAGAAAUAUGUACCUAGUAUUAGCUACAAUAGGUUCCUUACUUUUACAUGUCUUCAUACUUUAUAUUCCACCCUUAGCUCGUAUUUUUGGCGUUGUUCCAUUAAGUGCAUAUGACUGGUUCCUGGUAUUCUUAUGGUCCUUCCCAGUCAUUAUUCUUGACGAAAUUAUUAAAUUCUAUGCAAAGAGAAAAUUAAAGGAAGAGCAGAGAACCAAGAAAAUUAAAAUUGAUUAA